This is a messenger RNA of Aspergillus clavatus NRRL 1, 2154 nucleotides long. Its product is annotated as transcription factor IIF subunit TFG1. Gene Ontology annotation, molecular function: TFIIF-class transcription factor complex binding; DNA binding; RNA polymerase II general transcription initiation factor activity. NCBI's taxonomy places the organism in Eukaryota, Fungi, Ascomycota, Eurotiomycetes, Eurotiales, Aspergillaceae. The record is from RefSeq and is a predicted model, not a curated record. The coding region runs from base 1 to 2154 and encodes 717 amino acids. Gene Ontology annotation, biological process: transcription initiation at RNA polymerase II promoter; positive regulation of transcription elongation by RNA polymerase II. Gene Ontology annotation, cellular component: transcription factor TFIIF complex; nucleus. The transcript has 4 exons.
AUGACUUUGCCUUCUAACGAUCCAAAACCACGGCCCCCUACGAGAUCCCAGGGAGCUCCCAUGAUGCGGAUUCGUCGCCCCAAGGUUGCAGAUCCUCUAGUAAGGCCCAAGAAACGACCCGUCCCCAACCCAGCAGGUCCUUCUAAAUCAUCAAGUGGGACAACCGCAAAGCCCAUGACAAGCCGUCCCGGGUUCUCUAAUGUUAAACCAUCUGCUCAACUGGAAAACCCCAUCUUCGCCGCCCCGAAGAAUGAUUUCACGGUGAAUGGAUUCAGCGGCCAUCUGCUUACCGACACUUAUGUGGACUAUCCUGUGGUGACUACGAAACGAGCAUUGCGGGAGGGCUUGAAACACCACAUAGCGCGGUUUGCAUCCAAAAAGCCAAUCGAUCCCCGUGAUGAGUCCCAGUUCACUCGCCCUGUCCGACUGCAACGUCGAGAUCCCCGAGCAAAGACGCAGGAAAUCAACCAAGACAAGGACGGGCAACCGACACAAAAGUUUACUUCUCACUUCGGCCAACAGCUGGGCGAGGCGGAGAGAGAGGAGCUGGAAGCCAGAAAACUUGCGAGAGAGAAAGAGCGCGCCGAAAAUUUGGCACAAAUAGCCCCCUCUGCUGGGUCGGCGCCCAAGCGAGCCAAUGCGCCAAAACAAAAAACGCAGCAAGUAUCGAAGACAGACAUGACUCCGGAAGAGAUUGCUAGGACGCGAAUCAAGUACGAAGAAGCUCUUCCUUGGCAUCUAGAGGACUUCGAUAACAAGAACAUUUGGGUGGGAAAUUACGAGGCUGCAUUGUCCGAAACACAUGCUGUUUUCAUACCCGAAGAUGGGAAGAUGAGAAUGAUACCAGUAGAGAAAUGGUACAAAUUCAGUGCCAAGAAUCAAUUCAGAGCCUUGACCAUAGAGGAAGCGGAAAGAUUUAUGGCCAAAAAAGUCAAGGAUCCCAGGUGGUUUAUGGAGAAACAACAAGAACAAGCGCAGCGCAAAGAGUUGGAACAAUUUGCAAAACAACGGAAGGUAUAUGCUGGCAAACAGGGUACCCCGGCUGGAGCUGAUGGGCUGGAAGCGGGCGAAAUGGAUUUUGAGGAAGACCGGUUUGCAGACGAUGAAGAACAUGAUGAUCUCUUUAAUGAAGACGAGGAAACCAAAGCUGCAGAGAAGCGGAUCAAGCAGGAUCAGUUGAAGGCAAAUGUUUUCGACUUGAAAGACGAGAAAGAGUACGAAGAAGAAGAGCUCAGAGAAAAGAGAGAAAGAGAAGCUCGCCGCGUACUUGGUAAAAAAGUGCGCAAAGCGCUCAAAAAGAGAGAGAAAAACUAUGAUUACAGCAGCGGCUCCGAUGCCAACCCAUACUCAGAUGAAGAGAGCUCCGAUGAAAGUGAAGCUGAACGCUUGAAGGAGGAGGAACGUAAGGCUGAGGAAGAGAAGAACAAAAAGGAACAAGGACAGUCAUCGAAGGGAAAUGUAACGCCGUCUGGCCGUGCAAAGCAUAUCGAUGCUUUGAAGAAAGGACCAGCUGCUGCACCACGAAAACGGCUCGGCUCGCCGAAUGUAUCAGAUGCAAGUGGUACGGAUACCUCUCGCAAAAAGGUGAAGAAUAAGCAUCCGUCCACCCAACCACCUUCUCAAACAAGCUCUCGGGUUCUGUCGCCCGCCGCACCUUCGGGGCAGGCUGGUAAAAAGCGCGUCCGGAACAUGUCUGGUGGUGUUGCGGGCUCGGUUAGCGACGCUGAUGGAGGCGCUGGCUCUGGCGCGGAAAUGAGCGAAAGUGGCAAGAUAAAGAAAUUAAAGCUCAAUCCUCCCUUGGGCAUCUCUCAGAAUGGCACACCUCAAGGAUCUCGAGCUGGCAGUCCAACACCUUUGGGCGGCAAAGGUCUGUCGGGGAGUCGUGCCAGUAGCCCUGAUUCAUUAGGGGGCCACAAUCGUGUUUCCACACCAGGGCCGUCCGGCAAUCUAAGCUUCCCCACUCCAGCAGAGAUACACGCCGCCAUACCCCAAUCUGGCAUACUGAGCAGCGAUUUGUUGAGAAUCUUUCGACCUCGCAUCGGCGAGUCCAAGGAGAACCAUCGGAAAUUCAUUGCGAUAGUCAAAGACGUGGGGGUCUAUGGCAAGGAAGAUCGGCUGUUACGGCCAGGCACGCUGAAACCUGGUCAAAAAUGA